UCCUCCCUCUCUCACUCUCACUCUCCCACCAAAUUGACGAGAACAGCGGUAUACGCUCCGAUCAACCGCACGCACGGCGCGCACCAGCCACCAACUCUUCGAGCCACCGCGACGACACUUGACCGUUUUAACUUAGGAAAAUCGAACAGUAUUAAAAAUGUCGUCUAAGAGAUCCGCGACUACGGAAUUAAAUCAUGACAAUUGGCAAGAAGAACACGAACCCGAAGACGCCGGAACAUUUACAAAAGCAUCCGAUGAUGUACUUGAAAAAAGAGUUGUUAAAAGGGCUAAGCGUCGUUUACAAGCUACAGAAGAUAAUACCAGAAGUACAUUCGGUACAUUUGCAGGCUUUAAAGUAGAAUCAUCUACACCUCAGAGUUCACCAUUCAGCUUUUUAGUUAAUAGUAAUACUCCUGAUGCAAAUUUAAAAACGCACACAACCGUCAACAAAUCUCCAGCAAGUAACGGAGCAUCUAAAGGCAGUGAAAAUGGCACGAAUAAAAAAGAAAAUUCUGAAGUGCAAACAUCAUCCAGCACAACUACAAGUAAAAAGAGUUCUUGCGAACAAGAAGAUCAAAAUAUAUUUAAGAAAUCUUCUGAUUAUUUUGCUAAAUUAAAAGGGUUGAAUGAAAGUGUGGCACAAUGGAUUAAAACUCAUGUAGAUGCAAAUUCAUUUUGUAUUCUAACACCUAUUUUUAGAGAUUAUGAAAGAUAUCUUAAAGAAAUUGAAGCAAAACAUGGAAAUGGAACCGAUAAGGCAACAUAUAUAUCAGAGAAUGUGCAGCCUGUGCAUACUAGUGAUAAUAAGGAGAGUCCAAGUACAGAAAAAAAACUUACUAACUCUCCAUUUGGAGGGACAAGUCCAAAAUUUCCUUUGAAUUCAACAGAUUGGAAGCGUGAAAAAUCAAUUUUUGACCUAUAUUCACCUAAAUCUGUAUUUGGUAAAUCAGAGCAUACCGCAGAUAUUAGUAAAUCUAUUUUUAGUAAUACAGAGCAAUCUACGGGUACGCAUAAAUCUGUUUUUGGUAACAUAGACCAUAAUGCUGGGACUAAAAGUGUAUUUGGAAAUGUGAACUCAGAAAAGAACUCGUUUUUGAGUAAACCAUCUACUGUCUCAGAUAAUAAAUCAGAAGAACAAGAGUCAAAAUCAGAUUUAAAAUCUACGAGUAGUUCUUUUGGUCCAGCUAGUACUUUCUGUUUUGGUCAAAGUUCUUCUACUACUAGUAAUACACCAACUGGUUUUAGUUUUGGAAGUGCCAAACCAUUUACAUUCGGAGCUCAAGUUGUAAAACCACAAGAGUCUGAGGAUAAAUCAGAAACUGAAGUAAAAGAUGAUGAAGAUGAGGAACCACCAAAAGUAGAGUAUAAGAAAGUAACAGAAGAAGGUGCCAUCUAUGAACAAAGAUGUAAAGUUUUCAUAAAGAAAGAUGGUAAUUUUACUAGUAGAGGUGUAGGAAUACUGUUUUUAAAGCCAACUCCAAAUGAUAAAACGCAAUUAAUAGUACGUGCAGAGACCUCUCUGGGAAAUUUACUGCUCAAUACUUUAUUAACUGAAAGUAUUCCAACAGUACGCAUGGAUAAAACCACAAUAAUGUUGGUUUGUUUGCCAAUGCCUGAAUCUACACCACCACCGGUAUCAGUCUUGUUAAGAGUAAAAACAGCUGAAGAUGCAGACGCGUUAAUUAACGCACUGAAUAAACAUAAGAAAUGAAGGAAACAAUAGGUUGUAUUGAAACUUGCAAGAGAUAUGAGAGUUGGUGUUACAACGCAAUUAAAUAAGACAUAUGUGACAUGUUAUACACAGAACAUAUUCAAAUAAAUUUGAAUGAUUACUAACGAUUCUACGGAAAAAAUACAAUUUUUCGCUGUUAAAUAUAAAUUUCAUGUAUGUUGGAAGAUUUUUUACUUUAAUGCUACAAUAUAAACUGUUAUGUAAAUUACGACUGCAAAAGUAAAAUUCUUUUUUAUUUUCCACUACACGAAAUAUACUCUAUAACGUCAUUAC
Molecule: messenger RNA, 2005 nt
Organism: Hylaeus volcanicus
Lineage: Eukaryota; Metazoa; Arthropoda; Insecta; Hymenoptera; Colletidae
Gene: Nup50
Product: nuclear pore complex protein Nup50
Exons: 5
Coding region: 158-1711 (517 amino acids)
Biological process (GO): protein import into nucleus
Cellular component (GO): nuclear pore
Source: RefSeq, a predicted model, not a curated record